Molecule: messenger RNA, 1765 nt
Organism: Mercurialis annua (annual mercury)
Lineage: Eukaryota; Viridiplantae; Streptophyta; Magnoliopsida; Malpighiales; Euphorbiaceae
Exons: 7
Coding region: 91-1230 (379 amino acids)
Biological process (GO): transport
Molecular function (GO): transmembrane transporter activity
Source: RefSeq, a predicted model, not a curated record
UUUGUGAGUUUUUAUAACAUUAACCUUUAAAAAAAAAGUGAAUGCCUCUCAGCUUGCCAUUUUAUCGAACAUGUAGCAGAGCAAACAAAAAUGGAAGACUUAUUGAAGAACAACAAAUUAUUUGCUACACAUGCCAUUGCUGCUGCUGGUUCAGUUACAUUUGGCUCUGCCCUCACUUAUCCACUUGAUACCCUUAAAGUUCUUGUCCAGGUUGGUUCCAAUUCAAAUAAACCAUUGAAUUUGCAUCAGGUUUUGAAUAGAGUUAUUUCAUUAUCUGGGUAUUCAGGCUUGUUUAAUGGCUUUGGUUGGUUGACAUCUGGAAGAAUACUUGGGUUAGGAGCGCGAUUUGGAAUUUUUGAAAUUUUGACAGCUUUCUAUAAAGAUGGACGUGAAGAUAGUUAUGUGCACGUUUCGGAGGCCCUGAUGGCAGGAAUGGCAGCUGGAGUAAUAGAGUCGGUCAUUAGCUCUCCGUUUGAACUUAUUAAAAUUCGUGCACAGGUUACCUCUGCAUUACGCAGUCCAAGGUCUACCUUUAUUGCUGGAAAUAAAGAUGUCGUACCUCUCAUUGAUAAAUUGCUGCCUGGAUAUAUCCCAGAUAAGAUGGCGCUGAACAAUUCUUCUGCCCUUUUGUCCACCCUAUCUGCUAAACACCCAAACUUGGUUGGUGCUUUGCAAGGGUAUCCUUGGAUGAUGACUGGGUCUGGGAAGGCACCAUCAGUCUCUGAUGUUCAGAAACCGUCAAGCAUCAUCUCCUUGGAAGGGUGGGGUGCUUUAUGGAAAGGACUCCGGUCAGGAAUCGUACGAGAUUCAGUUUAUGCUGGGGUAUUCUUUUCUAGCUGGCAAUUCCUGCACCGAGCAAUGCUUGACUGGAAGGCAGUAGGGAUGGAUCCUAUACCCAGGACCGAUGAAGAAGUUGGGCCUCUCUCUCCUUUAGCUGUUAGUCUUGCAGCUGGAUUUUCUGGUUCUGUUGGUGCUGCUGCAUCUCAUGGCCUUGACACUGCUAAAAGUCGAUCACAGUGUACGGUGCUGCCAAAGUAUAUUUCAAUGGAGAGGAAGCUCUUAAAAUGGAAUAGACCGGGGAAAAGUUUCGAGAGACUUGUAGGGAUUCACCCAGCAGAUAGAGAUCUCUUGUUCCGUGGUAUCUGGUUGCGAAUGGCUCGUUGUGGGCUAGCAUCAUUUACAAUUGUUGGAAGCUAUUAUUUGGCCGUUGAUUAUCUUGUUUCCGAGUGAUUUCAGAGAAAAGGAUAGCAUCAUUUAGUUUAAGCCAAUUGUUGUUGCUGUUAGAUUUGUUGAUAAAAUCUAACAGCUUACAGCAACUCUCACAGCCGCUCUAUUCAUUUCAACCGUUUGAUCAGCUCCUAGCAGUAAGUAAUUCAAAGGGAUCUUCAUUGGCCUAAGAUCCCUUCAGAUUGCUUAGGCAGGAUGAGUUUUCGCUGCAUAAUGCAUUGGAAAUUUAACUUUCAUGCUCGAGCCUGGCAAGUGUUCUGGGAUAUUGCUGGCCGCUUUACCUGAUCAGAUCUGCCCUGGAAAGCCAAACAUGCUUCAUGUCAUGUACUAUGCUAUGAAUUCAAAAGGAGUACAAAGUCUUAUAUCCUCAUCUAUACUAGGAAUCUAUAUUAGGAAUUAAGCAACGGUCGAUUUUUGUUCAAAAAAUUUAUUCAAUAUUAUACAUUGCAAGAUACGGAAAAUUGAAUCAUUGUUCUCUAACUUAUAAAUAAAAUCAGUGGCUUACGUGAGAUAUUCAAAGAAUCACUCUUGAAAGGCA